Messenger RNA from Adineta ricciae, 705 nucleotides. The record is from the annotation of a GenBank genome assembly. NCBI's taxonomy places the organism in Eukaryota, Metazoa, Rotifera, Eurotatoria, Adinetida, Adinetidae.
AUGGGCUUCAUUCUGGUUAAUCUGACCGUACGGAUUAUUAGUGUUGGCUAUGGAUACGAUCUAACUCGUACGUCUGUUGUUUGGUGUAAAGUUCGGCAAUAUCUUCUACUUAUUCUUGGUUUAAUUUCAUUCAUGUUAUCGUGCUUAGCUGUCAUCGAUCAAUUUCUCGCAACAUCAAGAAAUGCUAAUUUACGUCGUGUGAGCAACAUAUCGUGGUCACACCGAAUUGUAUGUGUAGUGCUAAUUGUCUGUUGUUUGUAUGGAAUACCUGCUCUUGUAUUCGUGGAUAUUUCACCGAAUCUCAAAAUCUGCGUGAUUGCCAAUGCUAACUACGCAAUUUAUAUUUCAGUACACGUUUUGAGUUUUACUUGCAUUAUUCCAGUGUUGGUAACGGUUAUUUUCGGAUAUUUGACAUAUCGUUCCAUCCAUUCGACACGAGUCCUUGUAGAGCAGCAAGUCGAUCGACAAUUAGUGCGUAUGGUCUUAUCGGAAGUUGCAAUUAUCGUUGUAUCCAUUACUCCAUAUGGCGUUAACACAAAUCGUUCGCCUCGACAAUUACCAGUUUGUUAUGCUAUUUUUAUUACACAGGAAGUUGCUAUUUGUUUUUGCUUUCAUCAAGUCGGUUUCGCCAAGCAGUCCAAAAUCGAGUCUUGUUCUGGAAAAAAGAGAGAACAAUAUACCCAUCCAGAGCUUUGGUUACUAUGA